Molecule: messenger RNA, 1138 nt
Organism: Rubroshorea leprosula
Lineage: Eukaryota; Viridiplantae; Streptophyta; Magnoliopsida; Malvales; Dipterocarpaceae
Source: the annotation of a GenBank genome assembly
AUGAACACAGUAGGUUCUGAGCCUUGUGCAUUUGCGGGACCCGUUCAUGAGUGCACGACAUCUAUUUCGCUCCUGGUUUUGGGGCGUGACAGAAGCCAAUGGCAACUCCCUUGGUUCUUAAUGAAAAAUAUAUGAUUAAUGAUGGAAAAGAGAAGGCAAAUUCUUCUCAAUAUAGGAGCUUAAUUGGCAGUCUGCUAUAUUUAACAACUUCAAGACCAAAUUUAAUGUAUUCAGUAAGUCUUCUUUCCAUGUUCAUGUCCUCACCUAGUCAUACUCAUUUUUCAACAGCCAAAUGAGUUCUCAGGUACCUAAAAGGAACUUUUGAUUAUGGUAUCUAGUAUGAAAUGGGUUGCAAAAGAAAGCUUGAAGGUUAUGUUUACAGUGAUUGGGCUGGUUGUGAAGAUAAUAUGAAGAGCACAACUAGUUAUGUCUUUUCUUUUGGUUUUGGAGCAUUUUCUUGGAUUUCAAAGAAGCAAGAUGUGGUAGCACAAUCCACGGCUGAAGCAAAAUAUGUUGCAUCAUCUGCAGCUACAAAUCAGGCUAUAUGGUUGAGGAAAAUGUUGGUCGAUUUGGGUUUUAAUCAAGAUGAAGCUUGUGUUUUGAAGAUUGAUAAUAUGUCAGCAAUUGCAAUAGCUCAAAAUCCAACUCAACAUGGAAGAACAAAGCACAUCAAGGUGAAAUAUCAUGUCAUUAGAAAUUUCAUCAAGGAAAAAGAAAUUAGUUCAUAGCACUGUGAUUCAGAAAAGUAGAAUGCUGAUAUCCUGACCAAAUCCCUUCCUAAUCCAAGAUUUGAGAAGUUGAAAGAAAAGCUCAGAGUUCCAAAGCCAAACACCAAGGAGGAGUGUUAGAAGUGUUGUUUGCAUUGUAACUCUCCUUAAUUAAUGUAGUAGGAGUAUUUAAUAGUUGGUUGGGGGGUUGAGAUGUGAUGCUUAGACUGUAAAAUGCAUUUGGAAGAAAAUGGUGUAGAUUUGUCAACUCUACAAAAAACAUGCAUUAAAUGUAAUUCUUUGUACAGUUGAGAGAUACUAAGCAAUGUAAUCCUUUUUUUUAUUUAAGCUGCACUUGUAUGAAAAAUCUAUAGAAGAUGAAGAUGAAAUGAAAAAGAGAGAGGCUAGAAAAAUGAAAAUCCAGACCUGUA